AAAUGGUAUUAAAUUGAUGUGGGUCAUGUCCAAUUGAAGUGGAUAGUUUUAAUAGACCACUUUCAUUUUGGAUUGUAAGUGUUAUGUAAAUCUCAGACUGGAUGGCUGAGUAGACCUCUGGACCCCCAGAGAAGAAACAGAGACCCGCUGAAGACAAAAGUGAGAUCCAUUAAACUAGACACAUGGAUGCUUGGUGCCUCAUUCAAACUCUUUCUUUCUGGAUUUGCAUGUCUUCUUCAAGCUGCGCAGCAGUGAUUCCCUUUGGAUACAGAAAUGCUUCAGUGCUCCCUGCGUCUGCAGAAGUACGCACUGAAUAUUAUGAGGUUGGCAAAGAGGUCAGCUUAAGUUGCAACAAUGUGACAUGGACUAAUGCGCUCUACUACAUCUGGAAUAUAAACACCACCAGUGGAGUCCAAUGUUUUAUGAGUGAAGGAGCCAAUAAGCGGAGUUACAACAACUGCACAGGGGGAAAGAUGCUCCUAAACACCACAGGAGGAGAGACCUACCUCUACAUUCCCUCAUUUGCACUGACAGAUGAGGGCAUGUACACGUGUGAAACAGCAUACAGAGGUGGAGCCUACAAAGCCAUCAUUGCAGUUGGUGUUAAAGUGCACCCUGUCCUCUUCGGGAGGCUGGAGCACGUUGAAGGCCUGUUGUUUGCAGUCUGCUCUGCUGUGGUGAGGAGUUCAGAGAAGGCUCCAGUGCUGCUGUGGAAGGGGAUGUGGAGCUCCCUGGAGGUCAGGCAGAGGUCAACCACCAACACAGAUGGAACCAUCACCAUAGAGAGCUGGCUUGCCCUGCCUGAUGAUGCCCUGCUUGACCUGACCUGUGUGGCCAAUCACCCCUCCUGGACCCAGGAGGCGUCUGUUACCAUAGAUACUAUUAAAGAGCCAUCUGCUGAACCGCGGGCUGCUGAACUGAAACUUAUAAUAACCAUGCUGUCUGUCAUUAUAUUCUCUUCUGUCAUCAUAACUACACUCUGCACAUACAUGUAUCUUCAAAGAAAAAGUAAAAGGAAAAUAAGGAUCCCAAAAUAUCCUCAAUGAUUUUUCCAUACUUUUGACAAUGGGUGCAUUAGACAUGACUUAACAUGAAGUGACAGUCAUAUAAAAACUGCAGUUAUAGACUUUUGCAGUAAUAAUAGAGGUCAACUAGCCUGGUGAUGCCAUCCUAUGUACUUCCACCCAAAGAUUUUAGCUCCGCUCAUAGUCUGGCGAAACCCACCUAGCUCGGUUCGCUCACUGUUCUGCCAAUCAGCCAACAGUUGAGAGUGGUGAUGCAGAACUCAGCCGCGGAGUCCGUUACUGAUUGGUUAAGGAAACACUAUUCACACUUUUGUCUUCAUAUUUGUACACUUUUGCAAUACUAUGGUCGUAGCAGUCUUGCUAAUAAAGCACAAUUU
This is a messenger RNA of Engraulis encrasicolus (European anchovy), 1402 nucleotides long. RefSeq names its product cell surface glycoprotein CD200 receptor 1-A-like. Gene Ontology annotation, biological process: regulation of neuroinflammatory response. The transcript has 5 exons. Lineage: Eukaryota; Metazoa; Chordata; Actinopteri; Clupeiformes; Engraulidae. Bases 183 to 1046 code for a protein of 287 amino acids. The record is from RefSeq and is a predicted model, not a curated record. Gene Ontology annotation, molecular function: signaling receptor activity.